GGAGAUAACUAGUCCACAACUUGUGGUCACCCGUUACCAUCAACACCGCCGAUUUCCAUUGGGUUUUGUUGUCAAACGUCGCGUACUUCGCGGCAGAAAUUACACCAAUCUACGACUGUAGUCCGACUGUUUAUGAAACACUCAUGCACAUAUGGAACAUAUCGCGUGAUCAUAAAUGAUCAAAACGAUAUUGUACAAUAAAAUAUGGUUUCUUUCGAAGAACGAACUAACUUACUCCUUUUACAGACUCACAUUUUCCCAUCUGUAGCGUCACCACGUGUAGUGAGGCCACAUGGUGAAUUACAAUUUUCACAAGUGUACAUAUUCGUCGACGCCGUGCCAACCACUGAAGAAUAUUGGCUCCUGAUUCGAUUAACUGAGUGAUAUUCCAAGAUUCUUCCAAGAUUGAUUCACGUUUGAGGACAUAUUUCCGUAAUUUGAUUUUCAAGAUGGAUUGUCCAAGAUAUGAAAUGGCCCAAAAUUUAUCGGAAGAGAAUUUCAUACAAUAUCUGAAAGACAAUGGAAUCAUUUCGAAUCAGAAGACAUGUAGUUGUGGAAAGGAAAUGAGCAUAAGGCCUUCUCAGCGUGCCAUAGAUGGGGUGGUAUGGAGAUGCCACAAGUGCAAGAAUGCAGUGUCAAUCCGUACCAAGACUUUCUUGGAGAAGAGUAAGCUUUCUGUGUACAAAAUUUUCAAUCUAAUUUUCGAUUUUAUUUUUGAAAUGCCGGUAACCAGUUCCAUGUCAGCAAACAAUGUCAGUAAAGUCACUGCAAUACAGUGGUAUGAAUAUUGCCGUGAAAUCUGUUUGCAGAAAUUAUUAAGAGAUAAAAAAAAAUUAGGUGGCUCAAAUCAUGUUGUAGAAAUAGAUGAAAGUUUAAUGUUUCAGAGAAAAAAUGAAGCCGGGCGUGUGGUGCAUUCAUACUGGGUUGUUGGUUUCUACGACAACACCCAGAAAAAAGGACAUCUGCAACAUGUUGAAGAUAGAAAGACAGAGACACUGGAGUCACUCAUUAUCAACAACGUAGAACCAGGGUCUAUAGUGUUUACAGACCAGUGGGCUAGUUACCGGAAUCUAGAAAGCCUUGGAUACAUACAUGGAACUGUGGACCCAGAGAGUGGUGUAUGUGGAAAUCAAGUGGAGGGCUACUGGAACCGAAUUAAGAGUAGACUGAAAUACAAAUUCACGUCGAGUGGAGAUAUGCGAUGGUUACACGUCAACGAGGCCAUGUACAGAGACCUUUAUAAUAUGACGUAUGACCGAGCAUGGGAGAAUUACAAGACCUUCCUAAAACACAUAGCAGAAAUUUAUCCACAAUGAUUUUUGAACGGCUAUGUCUCCUGCUCCACUUGACUGCUUCCAGUGUUUUCUGCCUUUCUAUCAACACCAAAAUUAAUUUCUCUUCCAAAGAGAGAGAGUGGCAUUAUCUCUUUCUAUCACAUUUUCAUUAGAAUGUAUCGAGACACUAUGUUGUCACAAAACUGUUCCGUGUGUAUCACUUAGGUUGACGAGGGAAGGAUGACCUCACUUUGCAAAUACCUUAAGGGCACAGUAAGUGUGUCUAAAGCCAGCUGGAGACGAUGUUCUCCUGGGCUACAAGCUACAGUAACACCCACCCUUAGUGGUUAGCCAUAUUGAGAUGGCAAGUAUACCUCACAUUGUUAAAACAUUACUAUCUUGAUUGAUCUGUGACUAAACCUGGAUUUAAUAUAAUUUCAUACAAAAUUUGCUAUCAGUUAUAUAGAUAACUAGCAGUAAUGCCCAUCGUUGAUCAGGUAAUUACUUUUACUCUUUCUCGGGAGCUACAUUCAAAGUGUUAUUAUAUAUGUAGAUGUACUCCUCCUGUGUGUGUAUGUUUUAUAAGAGAAAACAUGUAAUAAUUGAAGUAACAUGAACUUUUGUUUGUUUAUUAUAUGAUGAUAAAAAGUGAGUUGUAUGUGUUAUUUUAUAUAUCAAUACAUGUAAUGGUAAUUAUAUAACACACAAGGCUUUGGUCAACAUGCAGCUGUAAUGAAAGAGAAUACCCCAAUGUGCUGCACAGUAGGACUGAACCCAAGGUGACAUGGUUGGAAUUGAAGCUUCUCAACCACACAGCCAUGCCUAUAAAGUGGAGAUAGAUUCUGAGUCUUUAUUUUUUGAAA
This is a messenger RNA of Octopus sinensis (East Asian common octopus), 2137 nucleotides long. RefSeq lists its product as uncharacterized. Bases 450 to 1316 code for a protein of 288 amino acids. NCBI's taxonomy places the organism in Eukaryota, Metazoa, Mollusca, Cephalopoda, Octopoda, Octopodidae. The transcript is spliced from 3 exons. The record is from RefSeq and is a predicted model, not a curated record.